GUCUGCGGUGGUCUUCUUCGGAGGCCUGAGUGUUGCCUGCAUGGUGGAUGCCUGAUCUGUGGGUGUGAUUGGACUCUGGCCUCCCAACCAAACCUCAAAUGAGGGAUUAUUGUUGCCAUGGGAACAAGUACAGCAUUGUGUCCAACAACUUACCAGAGGAGGAGCGUCUGAAGAUCUGCACCUUGGAUCUCCAUAACGGUCUCAGUUCCUCCGACGUUCGAUCACGCUCGGCCUGCGAUACAGAACUAGAGGAGAAGCGGAAAAGGAGGAGGCGGACAGCAGCCUCCGCUGCUGUCCCCGGCGCACGGGGACAAGGAGGGAUGAACAACUACAACGGGAGGGUUCUGACAAGGGGCUCCAGCCAGGUACGGAGCCGCUUUGUGAAGAAGAACGGACAAUGUAAUGUGGUCUUCACUAACAUGGAGGAAAAGAGGCAACGCUACCUCGCAGACAUCUUCACCACCUGUGUGGACAUCCGCUGGAGAUACCUGCUGCUUAUAUUCUGCACCAGCUUCAUCAUCUCCUGGCUUUUCUUUGGCCUCAUCUUUUACAGCGUCUCGCUUUCCCACGGGGACUUUGAGGAGCAUCUUGUGGUGAAAGGUGAGGGAAUAGCCGCGGGCGGGGUGUAUUCACCCAACUCGGGACACACUACGGACGGACAGAAGAAAAGAAUGCCUUGCAUCCUCCAUGUCCAGGGAUUUGUCGGUGCUCUCUUGUUUUCCAUGGAGACACAAACCACCAUCGGCUACGGCUGGCGCUGCGUCACCGAAGAGUGCCCCGUGGCUGUCAUCACAGUGGUUGUUCAGUCCAUCGUGGGGUGCAUCAUUGACUCUUUCAUGGUUGGCACCAUUAUGGCCAAGAUGGCGCGGCCAAAGAAAAGGAACCAGACCCUCGUGUUCUCCAAAAACGCUGUCAUCGCCCUUCGUGACGGCAAGCUGUGCCUGAUGUGGAGGGUGGGGAACUUGCGCAAGAGCCACAUUGUGGAGGCUCAUGUCCGGGCGCAGGUCAUCCGCUCCUACGUCACGGCAGAAGGGGAAUUCAUCCCACUGGAGCAGAUGGACCUCAAUGUGGGCUACGACGAGGGCACAGACCGGUUGUUUCUAGUAUCCCCGCUGGUUAUCGUCCAUGAGAUAGACAAAGACAGCCCCCUGUACAGCGUAAGCCGAGCUAAUCUGGAGACGGAUGAAUUUGAGAUUGUUGUGAUCCUGGAGGGAAUGGUGGAGGCCACAGCCAUGACAACGCAGUUCCGUAGCUCUUACCUUUCCAGAGAGAUCUUCUGGGGCCACAGGUUUGAGCCCGUCAUCUAUGAGGACCGCAGCUGCUACAAGGUCGAUUACGCACGCUUCCACAAGACCUACGAGGUGCCGUCGACACCCCACUUCAGCGCCAAAGAGCUCGAUGAGAACGCGAGUCGGGCCUCCUCUGUGGUUUCUCCGUUCUCCGCACGCACGGCUUCAAAAAGCGUGAUCCCUUGUUCGGUCAGUACAUUUUGCUACGAGAACGAGGUCGCGCUGAGCUGCGGGGAAGAAGAAGAAGACAUCUUUGACUCUUCUCAAAUUGUAGGGAAGGAGAGAGCAGAGGAGAGAAGGACUUCUGAAGAAUUCCAGAAUAUGUUUAAGGAAACUGCCACCAUGACAUCAGGGAGUCACAACGUCAUGUGUGUUCUGGACAUGGAUAAUAAUCAGAUGGAAUUUGACAUCUUACAGACAGCCAUUCCACUCGAUCCAGUGACCUAUAAGAACGAACCAGAGAUUUGAGCAUGUCUUUUCUGUUUUGCUUCCAUCGUGUGAAGUUUGGCAUUUGAUAUCGAGAAAUCAAAACUCCUUUUGUCUCAUCGGAAUCUUUUCAAUGAAAACAAGUCAUGGGGGAUUUCGCACUUGGAAUAGAGUGGAAUAUCCAAGGUGGAACACAAUCUGAUCCAAAUUGUUGUAAUCAUGAAACCAGGUUUCGCACUGGAAAAGUUGAUUCCAGCAUC
This is a messenger RNA of Syngnathoides biaculeatus (alligator pipefish), 1975 nucleotides long. RefSeq names its product ATP-sensitive inward rectifier potassium channel 12-like. Gene Ontology annotation, biological process: regulation of monoatomic ion transmembrane transport; potassium ion import across plasma membrane. Gene Ontology annotation, cellular component: plasma membrane. Gene Ontology annotation, molecular function: inward rectifier potassium channel activity. Lineage: Eukaryota; Metazoa; Chordata; Actinopteri; Syngnathiformes; Syngnathidae. The transcript is spliced from 2 exons. The coding region runs from base 99 to 1757 and encodes 552 amino acids. The record is from RefSeq and is a predicted model, not a curated record.